UCUGCCCAGGGCUAUGGCUGAUGAAACCAAAAAGUCUCCGUGCCCCGGCGCCUUUCCAUGUGAGGCUGGGACCGACCGCCCCUCCUUUUAUUCUUUCCUCCUCCUCCGAGACUGUCAGUCAAGCAGCAGAAUCUGCAAACGGCCGGAAGCGCUGGGAAAGAUGCGACCAGCAGCAGCAGCAGCAAGAGACACGUUGGAGCAGCUGCUGCAGUGUCCGUCCGUCCUUCGCUGCCACCCAGCCGAGCUGAGAUAGAUGGAUGGGAUACGAUCCAGUCCAGGAAACAGGAGGGAGGCGCAUUAAAUGAGACCCCUGUGCCUGGCAGGAGACAGAGGAAAGACCAGAAGGGGCCAGAUCUGAAUUGGAUGUGGGAGAAAAGAGAUAGAGGGAAACGCCUACAGAGCCAGAAGAUCUCUCUCUCUGUGUGUCUCGCACACACACUUCUCCUCCGAGCAGUCUUUCCUUUCCGGGGCUGGCUAUAGAAAGCCCUGCCUGAAGAUUGCACUCUGGGCUGUGCUCUUCUUCUUUUUUUUUUUAACUUCUAUGUGCCUGUGAAGAAAACUUUCCUGGAUCUUGCCAUUUUUUUGGAUGUGGUGACAGACAAAAAAAAAUCCAAUUUCCCCUUCUAAAGGACAAGUGGGAGGAAUUUCUGCCAGGGGACAGCUAUGGCUGCUGUAAGCACCGCAAUCUCCACCAUGGCCAGUAAGACCAAGACUAAGAAAAAACAUUUUGUGGCCCAGAAAGUCAAAUUGUUCCGAGCCAGCGAUCCUUUGCUGAGCGUCCUGAUGUGGGGAGUGAACCACUCGAUAAAUGAACUCAGCCAUGUCCAGAUACCCAUCAUGUUGAUGCCAGAUGACUUCAAAGCCUAUUCUAAAAUCAAGGUGGACAAUCACCUUUUUAACAAAGAGAACAUGCCAAGCCAUUUCAAGUUCAAAGAAUAUUGUCCGAUGGUUUUCCGAAAUCUGAGGGAGAGGUUUGGAAUAGAUGAUCAAGACUUUCUGAACUCUCUUACUAGAUAUUCCCCCCUAGCCAAUGAUUCCCAGGCCCGCAGUGGUGCCCGAUUCCAUACGUCCUGCGAUAAGAGGUAUAUCAUCAAAACCAUUACCAGCGAAGAUGUGGCAGAGAUGCACAAUAUACUAAAGAAGUACCAUCAGUUUAUCGUCGAAUGCCAUGGCAACACACUUCUGCCACAAUUCCUCGGCAUGUACCGGCUAAAUGUGGAUGGCGUCGAAACAUACAUGAUUGUUACUAGGAACGUGUUUAGCCAUCGACUCUCCGUGUAUAGGAAAUAUGAUUUAAAGGGCUCGACUGUAGCAAGAGAAGCUAGUGACAAAGAAAAGGCCAAAGAGCUGCCAACCUACAAGGACAAUGACUUCAUUAAUGACGGGCAGAAGAUCUAUAUAGAUGAAAAUAAUAAAAAGAUGUUUCGUGAAAAACUUAAAAAAGAUGUGGAGUUUCUAGCACAACUAAAGCUCAUGGACUACAGCCUACUGGUGGGGAUCCAUGACGUGGAGAGAGCGGAGCAGGAGGAGGUGGAUAGUGAGGACAAUGAUGGGGAAGAGGAAGGGGAGAGUGACGGGACAUAUCCAGUCGGCACACCACCAGACAGCCCAGGGAAUACACUGAAUAGCACACGGCCACUGGCACCUGGGGAAUUCGAUCCUGCGAUUGAUGUGUACGGAAUUAAAUGCCAUGACAAUGCCCCAAGGAAAGAAGUGUAUUUCAUGGCUAUUAUUGACAUAUUAACACACUAUGAUGCAAAAAAGAAAGCGGCUCAUGCAGCGAAAACAGUUAAACAUGGUGCUGGUGCAGAAAUUUCCACUGUUAACCCAGAACAGUAUUCUAAGCGUUUCUUUGACUUUAUUAACAAUAUUCUGACGUAGCCUCACCUGCCGGCAAUGGAAGGUCAUAGAAGAGAGGACAGCUAUGGAUACAGCAUGGAUAGAGACCCCAACAACAGGACUUGCUGUUACUUAAUGCUUCCCCUGCGGUGAUCACUCCUCCACCCCUUGUAACAUGACAUCUUCUGGCAAAGAUGGUACGCCUGGGGAUCACAGUCUUCACUCGCUGCCUGGCAUCGCCCUAGAUAUGUUUUUUUUUCUUUCUAACUCUUUUGUGUCCCCGUAAAGAAGGAAAGCUUUGACCACUCUGCAGGAAUAAUGCACAGAUACUAUUGCCAGCAAAACAAAGGAAUGGACAGCUAAGGAACGGUAGAGUCAGGCUAAGCAACCUGCAUGCUUUCUCUGCCCAUCUGCCAGGAACGGAUUAAAGCGACGUCAAGACGUAAACUGUAGAUCAGUUUAUUUUUAUUUUAAUAUUAUUUUUUAACUUAGUGGGGCAAGGCAGUAUUCAUGGAAAUCACUCGAGAAGCGCUAUCUUUUUAUUUUUGCAAAACGUUGCUCUCAGCAGAACAUAUUCAGCCAACAUAAUGCGACGCAGUUCAUUGCAGGACUUGAGAUGCUGGCGAGGAUCAUAGACAAGUGUCACAGGCCCCAGUCGCUCCAAUGCUCUUUGAGUGCCAAAGAAGCAAUGCACUCUGCUUUGGCACCCAAAAAGACUCCGGUUUAAAUCUGCACCUUGGAAUCGGUAAUGCCAUAAUAUUUCCGCCUCUAUGUCAUAUACUUGUCUGCCACAAAAAAAAAAAUCUGCACUUCA
Xenopus laevis (African clawed frog) is the source of this 2653-nucleotide messenger RNA. It is a transcript of the gene pip4k2a.L, whose product is annotated as phosphatidylinositol-5-phosphate 4-kinase, type II, alpha L homeolog. NCBI's taxonomy places the organism in Eukaryota, Metazoa, Chordata, Amphibia, Anura, Pipidae. Gene Ontology annotation, molecular function: transferase activity; phosphatidylinositol kinase activity; 1-phosphatidylinositol-4-phosphate 5-kinase activity. Gene Ontology annotation, biological process: phosphatidylinositol phosphate biosynthetic process; phosphatidylinositol metabolic process. The record is from RefSeq and is a predicted model, not a curated record. Bases 664 to 1881 code for a protein of 405 amino acids. The transcript has 11 exons. Gene Ontology annotation, cellular component: cytoplasm; nucleus; lysosome.